Molecule: messenger RNA, 1503 nt
Organism: Mesorhabditis spiculigera
Lineage: Eukaryota; Metazoa; Nematoda; Chromadorea; Rhabditida; Rhabditidae
Source: the annotation of a GenBank genome assembly
AUGACAACUACCACCUUGAGAAUGGGGGCGCCUUGUCUACCCCCGCCGGACAUUUGCGUUCUACUGGUCAAUGGGCUUCGGCCCGUGAAGGAUGGCGUCUACCCGAUGCCGGCGAUGAAAAUGAACCUGGAAACGAGUGGUAGGCCAACAACCCCCCAAAAUGGCCUGAUCAGCGCCGGCGAUCCGAUGAUUGGCAGCGGGGGCGAGCAGCCGAAUUUCGGCAGGGACGAGGGGAACUCGUUCGACGACGCGCCGGUGCUCACCGACAUGGUCAAGGUCGACUUCAACGACCCGAGCAGGGCCUGGAGCGACACCUCGAGCUCAGGAACCAGGCAAGGAAUUUUUCUGAGGGUCCUGAGAAGCCCUCCAAACUUCUCGCCGACGUCGGAAAGCGCGCUGUUGAGGGACCCCGACUACCGUACGGGGCAACCCUUCCAAACUGCCCUCGAGGACCCCUACCUCUCCGCCUACGACUUCGAGCCCGACGACCACUUUCCCGAGCUCAACGUCGCCCCCGAGGACCUCGAUGACGCCAAGCCGCUUCAGCAAGCAGUUCAGGAUGGCGGCGGCUUCGAAGCAUUUCAACGGUACGCCGACCAUCGACCUCUUGGGGGUCAUCUACCACCAUCCAACCACCCCGUUAACGGCUACGUCAUUCCUCCCAACACCGACUGCGUCUUCCGCAACACCAGCGACCGUCCGAUGCACCUACUAAGCAUCACCCCGGUCGAACUUGCCGGCGCGGUAUUCGACACCGUGCCUGGUGUCCAUCAUGAGGAAGUUGUUGACCCCGUCGGCCACGUCGUCAACCACACCCCUCACAUCUACAACGUCGAAGUCGCCGUCAACGUCAGCGAGCAGUUCGCCCAACCGCCUGAAGGUCACUCGGCUCCCGGUCCGGCGCGCAAAGGCGCCGGUCGUCCUCGUAUCCACACCGUUCAUCUCCUCCCUGGCGAGACCUUGAAAAAGGCCUCCAUCCGCCAAGCCAACUCCCGCCACCGCGUCAAGAAGGCGGCCAGCAAGAAGGUCAAGCGCGACUUCAUCAUCGACAUGCUGGCCGCCGUCGUCGAGGCGCACGACAACAUGAAACCCGCCAAGCAGCACACCAUCGGAGCCAAAAUUGCCGAGCCGACUCCCACACCCCCGAGACUCAACAAGUCCAAUCUGUACGACACGGAAAAGUUGGAGAACCCGGAGAAUCACUCGAUUCCUCGGGUUUAUGAAGACUUGAAGGAGCUGCUGAUUCGUCAGCGAAGUCACCAACCGGGUUUUCGAACGGCUGUAUCAAAGGCGUCAUACGUACUCGGGCGCCCUGAGGAACGGGAUGAUCGUCGUCGAGAUCAAGGCAAAGCCGCUCAAACCCGGAAUCGCGAACGUGACAACGAGGAGAUGAGGAUGUUCGAUGAGAACAUUAUGGAAAUCGAGAACUUCGUCGCCAUGCUGCACCGUGACAACGAGAACAACAAAAAAAUCUAUCAGAUCAUGUCGAAGUUCAACCCCUCG